Molecule: messenger RNA, 1218 nt
Organism: Fomitopsis serialis
Lineage: Eukaryota; Fungi; Basidiomycota; Agaricomycetes; Polyporales; Fomitopsidaceae
Exons: 7
Coding region: 1-1218 (405 amino acids)
Biological process (GO): long-chain fatty acid biosynthetic process
Cellular component (GO): fatty acid synthase complex
Molecular function (GO): enoyl-[acyl-carrier-protein] reductase (NADH) activity
Source: RefSeq, a predicted model, not a curated record
AUGUCGGACGACGGCGCUAUGCCUGCACAACACUUCGUCAAGCUCCUCUUCGCGACGUACCCGGCCGCGACCGCGCAGCUCCUGGCGUCGGAGGACAAGGCUUUCUUCCUCGCCAUCUCACAACGCCCGGGCCAGAAGCCGGUCCCUUUCAUUCCUGUUCUCGAGGUGUCGUUCGAGAGGGAUUUCGUGGGCAGCCGAGGACAUCGAGGCCGCCUUCGCCGAGAACCCCAGCGUGCGUGCACCCUCCGGGGCCCUGUGGCGGCGAAACAUGCUGCGAAGAAGGACGAGCCGGUCAAGGAGGUGCUCGACAACAUCGCCGCGUUCCUCGCCGACAGGUUGGCGCAGCGCCUCUACGGCGGCGGCCUCAGUCGCAUUCCGACCGCCGACCAUCUCAGUGUUAGGGCCUCCCCUCUCCCGGAGAAUGUCACCGGUUCACUUGGCGUCGAACGCUCUGUUGAGGCCGAUAAGAACGCCUGCUCCGUUGGGUGCACGUCGCCCGAGGCGUCGACUUGGCUUGAGAUGCUCGCAGGCCCUCGUCAGCAGCAUUGGCUGAGUGCACUCCUUACGUCAACGACCGUGCAGGGUGCAUCGCACGUCGACAACCCGAUGCGUCGCCUCUUCGUUCCUCGUCGGAGCCAGAUGGUCGUCAUGACCUUGGACGGCGAGACGCCUGUGACCGUCGCCCUCUAUGGCGCGGCUUGUUCGCACGGCCAGCACAAGUCCGAACUCAAGGUUGCCGUGGUUAGAUAUGAUUCGGCAUCUCAGGCGAUCGACGUCACACUGUUCGAGGAUCGCCGCGACGUCUCUUCCCUCUACAAGCCGAGCAUGGGCUACGCCAACAUCCAUGACGCUUCCGAGGGCGUACCAAGGACCUCUGCUGGAGGCUGUGGUGAGGCGAACGACGUCGAGGCGUUCUGCGCCGUGGUAGGUAAUGAGGGCGAGGCGUUCAAGACAGCACGGACGGGCCGGAACGAGGCCCCGAUGGAUUCUGCGAUCGUAACUGGCUGGCAGGCCACCAUGAAGGCAAUCUUCCCAGCCACCAUCGAUGACGACUUGCUCAAGCCGGCCCACCUUACGUGCGGGUUCCGACGUUCUCGAGGGUGGGGGGCCACACUCAAGGCCGGCGACGUCUGCAAGGCGAGGGCUCGUAUCGUCUCUGUGGCCAACUCCGGCUACGGGAAUCCUGGCAGGCGUCGCGGAGAAGGAGGCUUUGGGUAG